GAUUACACACUGCACUCCAGCCUGGGCAAGAGUGAGUCUCUGUCUCUAUUAAAAAUAAAUAAGUACAUAAAAAGAUAAGGGCCAUUGAAUUAUUAAAUAUAGACUGAACUGUAAUCUUCUGUACUUUCUGAAUUGUAUUCUUCUGUCAAAUUCUGAAUAUUCUAACCAAAGUUUUCAUCUUCCAGGAUAAAACAACAGUCACCCUCAAGGAGAUAAUACCAUACAGGACAGCUGGGAGGCUGAUACUCAUGUACACAGCAGAUACAAUAUGACGUAGGCACCAUCAAGGACAAGCAAGGUGAAGGGGCCCUGGCAGUGCCUAACACAGAUGUGUUUUGAGGAAUGUCUUCUCAGUCAUAAAACAGGCACCUGGCAUUAUAAAUAACAGAUUUAUAUAUAAAACAAAGGGAUACAUAAAUGCUCUCAGAGGCUGGCCUCAUUAUCAAGAAUUUAAACCAAGUGAGAUGAACAGAUGUUUACAACAUUUUACUCCCACAAUUUCUGCAGCACUUAAGCUGCUACAACACUUGCUAUUUGAUUUUCCCUUUAUUCACUGACAACUCAGGAGCUCUCUGUGGUUUUAUUCUACCACUGUUAGCUUCUUUUACAAUGUAAAACAGUUUUAAUAGUAUGAUGAGUGGGCUUUUCCAGUUGUUACAGAAUUGGUGACCAAGGCCCAAAGCAGGUGACACAGAGCUAAGCAACCAACGUGUAUAAAGGCAGCUUAGUGGCCAGUGGCCGAAAAGGCACUAUUGUCAGCAGUCCAAUGUCUCAGCAGGUGCCCCUACAUCCAUCUAAGACUGGUGUGAGCUGGUGUUAAGGCUGGAAGAAGGACUUGUCGCAUGGAGAGUUGUGUGUUCAUUCACGAGAAGGCCCCCUUUGCCUUAGCUAAGAGACAGAGGGCUCAAAGAGAACCACUCCUAAAGACUGGGUGUGAGUACAAGUCAAGGAGACUGACAUCUCAUUCCUUCGUUUUGUAUCUACUUAGGCAUCAGACUUGUUGAUCUGCCUGGUGCUUAUCUGAGGAGGAGACAGAUGGCAGAUGGAAACAGAAGUAUCGAGGCAGCCUGUUUCUCACCAUUUGGCAGGGCAAGGAUGCACGCGCUUUCUGUGGGUCAAGUGAUGUUACAGAGAGCUGUCAGGCCUCUCAAGUGAGCUGACGAGGGGAAGAAAAGAUGAAGUAAGUUCUGCUUUGUUGUCUGAUCUGCUUUCUUACACUACAGAGUAUGGUGGAAUCACACAGUGUGUACUUUUCUGUGUCUCCAUUUUUGCUCGGUGUGUCUUUGCGAUUCGUCCACCCUGUUGUGUGUCUGUACUUCACUUCUAUCCACUGCUGAGCGGCAUUUCACUGCAUGAACAUACCACGUUUGUUUAUUCCUGUUGUGUGUCUGUAGUUCACUUCUAUCCACCGCUGAGCGGCAUUUCACUGCAUGAACAUACCACGUUUGUUUAUUCCUGUUGUGUGUCUGUAGUUCACUUCUAUCCACUGCUGAACGGCAUUUCACUGCAUGAACACACCACGUUUGUUUAUUCCUGUUGUGUGUCUGUAGUUCACUUCUAUCCACCGCGGAGCGGCAUUUCACUGCAUGAACAUACCACGUUUGUGUAUCACGCACUUGCUGUGGCAGUCAGCUCUCAGGAUGGCUGCAAGGAUCUCUGUCUCCAGGGGUUCGCAUCACUGUGCUGCCCCCUCCCAUAGGAUAUAAGGGCUGGUCUGUGCGAUCAACAGAGUAAGGCGGAGGUGAGGGUAUGUCACUUCUGAGGUUAGGUUAUGGAAGACACUGCAAAUUCUGUUUUGGUUGUUCUCUUCCUUUCUUGGGUCACUUGUUCUGGAGAAGCUGGCCCUCGUGUCCUAAGUAACCCUACAGAGGCGUCCGUAUGGUAGAGAGCCAAACCAUCUCUGGGGAGAAAACAGGGACCUCGCUCCAGGGGAAGAUGGAGGUGUUAAGGUUCCAGAUGUCACUCCCUGGCCACGAGGACUGCGGGACCAUCCUCACAGUUUACAACAUUCCGCAUGACAUCCAGGGACCCGAGCACCCCGACCCUGGAAAGCCGUUUACUGCCAGAGGGUUCCGCCAGUGCUACCAUCCAGACAACAUCCAGGGCCACAAGGUCCUGGAGCUCCCGAAGGUGGCCUGGAAAAGGUGGCUCAUCUUCACAGCGGGCACGUCCAGUACCAUGGGUGAUAGCGAUGCUGGGGCGUGGAAUGAGAUCUACCACAAGACAGAGAUGGACUGCAACACGACAGGCCACAGCUACCCCGACCCCAACUACCUGCAGAAUGUGCUGGUCGAGUUGGCCUCCCAGAGGGUGACCGAGGACUGCCCGAAGCAGCCGUGACCUCUUGCCCUGGCACACUGCCUCUGGUGGCCACCCUGCUGUCCCAUGGCUGGCUGGGUGGGCAGGCGGGAAAGCGCCCAGCCUAAGAGGCUGGAAUGUUUGUUGGGGUGUGGGGUAUGCCCCACCUGAAGCUAGGGCUCCACCUGCCUGCCCCUCCCUCCUCCUCCCCUCCAGACAGGGAUCUGUGUGGGAACUGGGCAACCCUAGGGAGUUGAAGGGGCUUAAGAUGCAGCUACCUCAGUGUGCGGGACAUGUCUGUCCUCCGGGGGCUGCUUUGGGCCCGAGGUGCUCAGGGACUGGUGUGGGGCAAGUAGAGAUGGCCCAGCCUGGGCGGGCGUGGCUUCUGGGUCAGCUUCUGUUACCUCAAUUUUGUUUGUAAUAAAUGCUCUAUAGCCAAAAAAAAUAAAAAAAAUAAAAAUAAAAAAUA
Cercocebus atys (sooty mangabey) is the source of this 2767-nucleotide messenger RNA. Its product is annotated as probable E3 ubiquitin-protein ligase DTX2. Gene Ontology annotation, cellular component: nucleoplasm. Gene Ontology annotation, molecular function: ubiquitin protein ligase activity. The record is from RefSeq and is a predicted model, not a curated record. Gene Ontology annotation, biological process: protein ubiquitination; Notch signaling pathway. Lineage: Eukaryota; Metazoa; Chordata; Mammalia; Primates; Cercopithecidae.